AUGGACAGUGAACCUGCUGCAGCAGACCAUCCUGCUGCCAUGGUCAAGCUGUCAGACGCUGCUGUCAAGAGGUUGCGGCAUGUGCUAGAGACUGCGGCAAGCAAGGAUGAGAUCGCCCUGCGACUGACAGUGGAAGCGGGCGGGUGUUCAGGCUUCUCCUACAAGUUUGAUUUAGGGUCAGGGCCCACAGAAGAUGACUAUGUUGUCGACUGUGACGGUCAGAAGCUGAUAAUUGACAGCGUGUCUCACGAAUUUGUGAAGGGCGCCACAGUCGACUUUGCAGACGAGCUCAUAAAGUCGACCUUCGAGGUGGUAGACAACCCCAAUGCUGGAGGCAAGUGUGGCUGCGGAAGCUCAUUCACACCUAAGGACUUGUGA
This is a messenger RNA of Coccomyxa subellipsoidea C-169, 378 nucleotides long. RefSeq lists its product as hypothetical. The coding region runs from base 1 to 378 and encodes 125 amino acids. The record is from RefSeq and is a predicted model, not a curated record. The transcript is spliced from 4 exons. Gene Ontology annotation, biological process: iron-sulfur cluster assembly. Lineage: Eukaryota; Viridiplantae; Chlorophyta; Trebouxiophyceae; Coccomyxaceae. Gene Ontology annotation, molecular function: iron ion binding; 2 iron, 2 sulfur cluster binding; 4 iron, 4 sulfur cluster binding. Gene Ontology annotation, cellular component: mitochondrion.